UAUGGAGCUUAUGCGCCUGAAGACGUGUCCGGCAACCGUGCAUCACACCAUCAUUACACUCCGUUCUAUGGACACUGCUAGCCGGACCGUCAUUCGCACCUGCACUCCAUCCCCAGGAAGCGAGCAUACGUUCCCAUCUCAGCGCCUCGUUGGAUGCUCACUAUCACUCGGCGCUCUGCAAGGACAUGCUGAGCAGCCGUCCCCAUACGCCCGCCAUGGCAAGCGCGCCACCCUCGCCCGCUUCGAGCACUGGCGGCACUCACACCAGCGACUCGCCGCGGCCAGCAACGAAUGCAGGGCUCUCGCGUCGCCGCAGCCACCGCUCGCGCGCCAGCGAGCUGAUUCGGUCGUUCAUGUCGAGGCAUGACAACACCCACGGUGCGAGCGGCGCCUCCCACGAUGACGAUUACUAUGAUGAUGAUGAUGAUGAUGCUGCUGCUGCAACACUUCAGAGAGUAGCGGCACGGUCCGCGUCGUCGACAAGCUCCAGUCUUCUCUUGCACUCUUCAAGCCAUGUCAGCCAGGGCAGCAGUAUCAACAGCAGGUCAUCUUCAAGCGUCUGCAGUCCGUCGGAAGGCUCUCCCGUCCGCAAUGCUCCUUGCACUUCACCUGGGCAGGGGUCCGCUCUGUCGCCAUUGCAAGGGUCUGCCUCGGGCUCCCAAGAGAGCCUUCGCUCCCAAAGUGCCAAGUUUAUGCCUGCCAAAGAUACCUGGUACGCACUGCUUGGUCUGUCGUACGAGCUAAAGACCAUACCGCGCCAACCAGUCGCGCCAGAGGCCGUGUCGCCACCCACCGUCCCCGGUGCACGGACUCAACGCCCCAAGUCCUUGACGAUGACGAGGACCAUUGGGAACCAGCAGACAUUGCCACCCUUGUUUGAGAUCCCUUCGCCGACGCACGCAAACCCCCAGAGCAAGGGCAAAGCUAAUGCUCAAAUCCCCUCUCCAGACGCGGAGGAAAUGCUUAAUAUCCCCAGCAGCAUCUCCGAGGCGUCUUCGUCAGCAUCGGCAGCAUCUGGAGCUACGGUCCGGUUCUCGGAUCAAAGCCGCACGCCCUUGUUCUCUACCUCGCAUAUGUCAGCAGGAGCAUGCUUGACGCCCAAGGCUUCGACGUACCAGCUCGCUAUAGACGAACGAGAAGAACAAGAAGAUUCCAUCGAACCGGCUACACUGACCUCGUUAAGCAUGCUGGCAAAUGGGUCCCAGGGAAGCGUGCCUAACGCAAGUGCAUAUGCCAGAGAGACGCUUCCUGCGCAGGCGCAUACUGCCACGCCAGCUUCGCGUGAAAACAGCAGCUCACACGGAGGCUGGGGCAGCGGCAGCGGCGCAAUGUCUGCAACGACCAGCAACGAGACCAUCUACGCUCGCUGCGGCAGCAACGGUAGUGGGAACUGCUCGCACACGUCUGCCAUCGUCAGUGUGCGCUCGCCCACGCACUCGCAGCACGGCGUCGGGGCCCGUUUGUUCCGCCGCUCUCCCGCGGUCAUCACCUCUCUCCCAGCCGACUUUGUACCCCUCGGCGUGAUCCGGCGCGGCAGCAUAUCCAGCGACGUCGCGGCGGGACCACGAGUUGGCGGUGGCGCGACGCGCAGGCGCGCAAGCACUGGUACGUGCCGUUGCGGGCGCGUCAUGCGCUCCGUCACGUAUCUCGUCAGCUCCAGCGCCUCCGGAGGGAGGAGGAUGAGUGCUUUCCCUCGCUGCGAGCGCUGCGUCUCAGCUGUUGUUGGCGCCGCCGCCGCUGCUGCUGCUGUUGCGUCUAUGAGGAGCGAGAGCGGCAGUGCCAAAGGCAGCAGAAAUGGCUCUGCAGGCGUAGCUGUAGGAGCAACAACAACAACUGCAGCAGCAGCAGCGAUACCUUCCCUCGCCGCUUGCAGCAGCCGUGCGCGCGCCAAGGGCGCUGCAGUCAGCGCUCGCACGCUUCCCGCGAUCGACAUGGGCAUCGGCUUCGCGGCAGACAUGUUCUCCAAGCCGCUCAGUGAGCUGAUGGGCGAGAAGAGAGGACCAGUCCAGCAGGAGAUUACACACUCCACCUUGAGCCCCACGGCUUUGGCGGGUGGGAGUGGCAGCAGAAGGCGCGGAUCGGAUAUACAUUCAUUUUCAGUGCCCCGGAGGACAAGCUCGUUCAUCGCUGCUGCCUCUCUUCCUGCUCUAGCGGCGACGGGCAAGAUUGCGACACCGUCUAGCAACGUGAUUGAGAAGGCUAAAUCUGUGCGGCGUCUGCCGGCGCUCACGGAUGCGACGACACCGCGCGGGUUGCACUCCCACUCGCUGUCCCUUUCGUACUCGGGCGCGCUACCUUGCUCCCCGUCGCAUCACCAGGCGGAGGGGCCUUCGCAUAGCCGCACCAGGUCGGCUCUGACCAACUUUACCGCUUCUGCCAGCAGCGCCUACGGCGGUAGCCCGCAUUACCAUAGCCUGUCGCUGAAGGACCUGCGUGACGUGAUGGACGGCCGACGCGAGGCGCCCGCGCACCUACACCCCUCGUUUCCAGCCCAGUCGCCGUUUCUGUCGAACGACAGCAAGAUCGCUGGCGGCAGCAAGGAAAUCUCCACAAUCGAUCGGGUCACUUCGACUGCUCUGAUCCCGGCGUGGAUCGAGAGCAGAGGCACGCAUAUUGUUGACGAGCAGAGGCGCGCUGAGUCUGGAGUGACUGUAGCGCCUGGCUCUGCUGGGCUGCGACUGGACGGCGGUAGCGCCAUCACCAGUCGUGCCAACUCGUACGGAGACGCUGUUGCUGCUGAUGAUGCUGACAGUGAUGACGACAACCAGAAGCGGCUCUCAUACUUGUCGUCAUCCACUUGCAUGACAGUUGCGAGCACCAUCAGCGGCAGCGCACUCAGCACCAGCACUGGCCUUACCUCGCCGUCCUUAUCCAUGUCGAUGCGCAUCGAAGCCGGAGCCGGUGCCAUAGUAUCGUCCUCAUCGCCCAGAGCAGCACCUACCUCUCCAUUCAGCUCACCUGCUUCCUCGCUCGUACCGCUGUCGCCCAUUACGACGACGGCGGCGACGUUCAGUGCGUCUUUUACUUCCAAAGGCGCUGAUGCCGACAUUAGAGCGAGCAGUGAUGUGCAGGCAGCAACUACCGCUCAGCCUCGUCUCUUCUCUCGCGUAUGAAUCGCCACCAAUCAUGCGUCCACGUGUGAAUGUGUGUAUAAUGUCAGGUUGUGGGCCGAAUCCGCAGCGAACGCAUUCCUUUCGCA
Molecule: messenger RNA, 3199 nt
Organism: Tilletiaria anomala UBC 951
Lineage: Eukaryota; Fungi; Basidiomycota; Exobasidiomycetes; Georgefischeriales; Tilletiariaceae
Exons: 1
Coding region: 186-3113 (975 amino acids)
Source: RefSeq, a predicted model, not a curated record